This is a messenger RNA of Ctenocephalides felis (cat flea), 1473 nucleotides long. RefSeq lists its product as uncharacterized. Bases 1 to 1065 code for a protein of 354 amino acids. The record is from RefSeq and is a predicted model, not a curated record. The transcript is spliced from 7 exons. Lineage: Eukaryota; Metazoa; Arthropoda; Insecta; Siphonaptera; Pulicidae.
AUGCUACUGCUAGGAGACUUUAAUUUACCAAGUAGUAUUCAACAAACUGAGUGUCACAGGCUGAUUUACGAUGAAUUUGCUGGCUCUAAACUGCCAACAACCUUCAGGCCCCUAUCCUCCUUCCCCGAAUUCACAUCCACCUGGCCCCUGUCCCGCAGCAUCUACGACGACCCCUCCCACGCCGCCGAACGCAUCACCGUCCCAGGAUACCGCUACUUGCCAAUCCACCGCGAAACCUACGGCUACAGCCCCAGGGACCUGUACCCCCACAGAUACGACGGAUUGGACAGAUACAGACCCAGCUUCCACGUGCCAAAGAAAUACCAAAGCGCUCUGUUCGACCACAGCCGCGCCUGGCAAGACCAUUUGGACAGGAUGACCGAAUUGGACGCCCGUUACCCAUCCCGCUACGGCCUUUUGCUCAAGGACCGCGCCUUACCCGUUGGAGUCACCUCCACUGGAAAGAACGCCCCCGAAUCAUUGAAGGGCUUAGAAUACGAACCCGACAACAAGCCACCAUUCGGUGGCCGCCGCAGCCGCUCCCCGACCCGCCGCGAUCGUUCAUCUGUACCCCGUGGCGGUAGUUUACCGCGUGGCGGCAGUUUACCGCCAAAUUCGGGAAGGCGUUUCUCGCCUUUCGACGAUGACUUUUUCGCUCCCGAUGAGGACGACAUCGUCUUCGGCGGCAGUCGGUACGAACGCGGCGUCUCACCCACGCCCGUCAAGACUAGACUUUUGCCGCCGCGGGAAAACGAAAUUGCAUACGACUUAGACGGACGUCCAAUCUGGUCACCAUCUCGUGGUAGAUCCGUGUCACCAUUGCACGAUCUCCUGAACCCCUCAAAGUUUAUGCCAAUGUCAGCAAUUGCCCGUGACCCAUGGUGGUGGGACGCAGUGCCCUCCUGGAAGCCAUAUGACCCCUUUCUAAGAUGGGGCAGAUCACCAUCCUUCGCAAGGGACUCCUAUCUCUCACCUGUAAAGAGAACGUAUUUGUGGAAUAAGCAUCCAGCUCGACCAUUGGAUACAUUGCAAAACGUAAUAGAUGGGCUUCGCGCAAGUCUUUAAUAACAAUUUUUCACUCUAACCGCCCCUCAAAACAUGAUUCAAAUGCUCAAAACUAAUUUUAACCCUAACACGAAUACAAUGUUACAUUAAAUAUCUAUUUUUCCUUUUCAGCCACCGUCCGUUAAACCCCGAAGAUAUUUUGUGAAUGUUAUUUAUGAAAAUUUGUUAUGUAAAUAAAUCGUAACACUUUAUAUUUAAGCACAUGGUAAUAUUUAUAUUAUAAUCAUUUAACUGCCCGCUGAGACUAACGUUAUUUAUUUUAAAAACAUAUAAUUAUAAUGUUAAUUUAUUGAUAUUUAUAUUACAACAGCAUUAUUUAUUAAUUCAUUUAUUUAUAUAAGAUGAAGUCGUUGAUAAAUUGUGAACGAAUUUUGUGAAAAAAACGUGUCUCGAAAACUCCAACAUUAC